Messenger RNA from Petromyzon marinus (sea lamprey), 5526 nucleotides. NCBI's taxonomy places the organism in Eukaryota, Metazoa, Chordata, Hyperoartia, Petromyzontiformes, Petromyzontidae. The record is from RefSeq and is a predicted model, not a curated record.
CAUAUACACACAUAUACAUACGCACGUACACACACACACGUAUACACACACGUACACACACACACAUAUAUACACACACUACACAUUUGCGCUGAGCCAAAUGCAGAAUCACAUUCACACACCGCUGUCUUGGGCCAACAUUACCAACAUCGCCUGCACCACACUCGUUCAUCACCACCACCAUCACCACCGUGGUAACGCAGUAAUUACCAUCAACAACAACAACAUCGUCGUCACAUUCAGAAGACAUACAACCUGCUUGCAUGAGCACAAGCAGACACCAUCACGACCACCAUCACCAUUUUCAAAAGCUGACCGUCCUGGCCCCUCACGAGGAACAUGGAGUUUACGAAGGCACGCUCCUCGAGCCCCUCCUGCACCGACUUUCAGGACGCGAGGUUUCGGCUGGCCUUGGACCCCUGCCUCCACGGCCAGGGCCCCUUCUCCGCAGGGGGUCUCCCCAGACACGGGACCUUCCCGGGACACCAUCACCUCCACCACCACCAGCAGCAGCAGCAGCAGCAGCUGCAGCAUUGCCUGAUGCAGGGUCACUGUUGCUCUCCGCACGGCAGUCAGCUGAGCGUCAACCUCAGCGGCUGCUCGUGCCCUGAGACGGACGCUUCGCUGUCCCCGCUGCUGCAGAAGUUCUCGUGCAGCGCCUGCACCGCCAAGCAGCCGCAGCAGCAGCAGCCGCAGCAGCCGCAGCAGCCGCAGCAGCAGCAUCACCAGCUGAGCAGGGCGUCGAGCCCGACGGGCAGCGUGCGGCGGGAGAGCAACGCCUUCACCGAGAUCGCGAUGAGCAGCUGCAAGUACAAUGGCGGGGUGGUCAAGCCGCUGAGCCACCUGAGCACGUCCCGGAGAAGCCUGCAGGGAGGGCAGGAGGGAGACCACGGCGGCGACGCGGCCGUCUCGGCGAGGAGUCCGCAGCCCCUGCAGGGUCACUGCCACCACCACCACUACCACCACCACCAGCAGCAGCAGCAGCAGCAGACGCCCGAGAUCGUGGUGUCGAGGCCCGUAUGUGAACCGUCGCUGUCCGCGUCGGGGGUGCUGAGAAGUCCCUCCUUGCAGGGCGGCGCGCAGUCGCUCCACCGCCAGUCUCCGCUGUCACUACCUCCUCCUCCUCCGCCGCCGCCUCCUCCUCCUCCGCCGCCGCUGCCACAUCAUCAACACCACCACCAGCAGCAGCAUCAUCAACAACAGCAGCAGCAGCAGCAUCAUCAUCAACAGCAGCAGCAGCAGCAGCAUCCACCGCCACCCAAUACUCCACCUCCUCCUCCGCCGCCUCUUCUGCCUCCCGCGCCGCCGCCGCCGCCGCCGUUGCCGCCGGCGCGGUGCUCCACGGGCUCGACGGCGAAGGCGUGCAGCAGCAGCAGCAACAACAACAAGAAGAAGACGCAGAACAUCGGCUACAAGCUGGGCCACCGGCGGGCGCUGUUCGAGAAGCGGAAGAGGCUGAGCGACUACGCCCUAAUCUUCGGCAUGUUCGGCAUCGUCGUCAUGGUCAUCGAGACCGAGCUGUCGUGGUCCGUCUACGACAAGGCGUCCCUGUAUUCGCUGGCCCUCAAGUGUCUCAUCAGCCUCUCGACCAUCAUCCUGCUGGGCCUCAUCAUCCUGUACCACGCGCGGGAAGUGCAGCUGUUCAUGGUAGACAACGGUGCGGACGACUGGCGCAUCGCCAUGAGCUCCGAGCGCAUCUUCUUCAUCGCCCUCGAGCUCUGCGUAUCGGCCAUCCACCCGGUGCCCGGGCGCUACACGUUCGUGUGGACGGCGCGACUCGCCUUCUCCUACGCGCAGUCGGUGACCACGGCCGACGUCGACAUCGUCCUCUCCAUCCCCAUGUUCCUGCGCCUCUACCUGAUCGCGCGCGUCAUGCUGCUCCACAGCAAGCUGUUCACGGACGCGUCGUCACGCAGCAUCGGCGCCCUCAACAAGAUCAACUUCAACACGCGCUUCGUCAUGAAGACGCUCAUGACCAUCUGCCCCGGCACCGUGCUGCUCGUAUUCAGCAUCUCGCUGUGGAUCAUCGCCGCGUGGACGGUGCGCGCGUGCGAGAGGUACCACGACCCGCAGGACGUAACGAGCAACUUCCUGGGCGCCAUGUGGCUCAUAUCCAUCACUUUCCUCUCCAUCGGCUACGGGGACAUGGUGCCACACACCUACUGUGGCCGCGGGGUGUGUCUGCUUACUGGCAUCAUGCAGGGCGCUGGCUGCACCGCGCUCGUCGUGGCCGUAGUUGCCCGCAAGCUGGAGCUCACCAAGGCGGAGAAGCACGUGCACAACUUCAUGAUGGACACGCAGCUCACCAAGCGGGUGAAGAACGCGGCGGCCAACGUGCUGCGCGAGACGUGGCUCAUCUACAAGCACACGAAGCUCGUGAAGAAGAUCGACCACUCGCGCGUGCGCAAGCACCAGCGCAAGUUCCUGCAGGCGAUCCACCAAUUGCGCAGCGUCAAGAUGGAGCAGAGGAAGCUGAACGACCAGGCCAACACCCUCAUCGACCUGGCCAAGACGCAGAACGUGAUGUACGACAUGGUGUCGGAGCUGCACGAACGCAGCGAGGACACGGAGAAGCGCGUGGCGGCUCUCGAGGGCAAGGUGGACGCGCUGGCCGAGAGCGUCCACGCGCUUCCCGCGCUGCUCGCCCGGCUCCUGGCCACUCAAUACCCCUUUCACCUUCCCACCGCCCCCACCGCCAACACCGCCCCCACCGCCCCCACCGCCGCGGCGGUCCCCGGCGGAGGGGCCUCCCCGGCCGUGCCCCCCGUCGCUCCGAUCAGCAAACGGCAGCAGCAGCAGCAGCCGACUCCGCCGCGGAACGUCAGCGGCACCAGCGGUAGCGGCAGCAGCAGCAGCAGCAGCGGCAGCGACAGACUUACAGACGUACAGACGUACAUACCCUGGGACAGACUUACAAAUGGACGGGCAGAGUGACUGACUGACCAAGACUUCGACAGACACACACAGACUUACAGAAACAUAUUAACACUCGGCCGUACUGAAUUGACUGACACACUGGCAGACUUAGACGCACAGUUAUGGACAGGCACACAGAUAGGUAGACAAACACAGUUUCGGACAGAGAAAAAUACAUACUGUAUAUAGACAAUCAGAUGGCAGAUGUACUGACAGACAUACAGACAGAUACACAGACCUAAAGACAGAUUUCCAGACUGACGCGUUUACGAUAAAACAUGCACAGGAACAUACAGAAACUCAGACAGGCACACAGACGAACUGAAUUGGAAACACGCACACAGACUUACAGAUGGACAGGGAGACAGACAAACACACGGACUUAGAGACCCAUAAAGAGAUGGACUGACUUACACACACACAUACACACAGGGACUUACAGAUGGACAGACAGACGGAGGAGCCCUUGUGUGGGCCUGCGUUUGUGCAGGUGACGAAAUCAACUCCGGGCACGGUGGCGUCACCAGAGCUGGCGGUGUCAGCACCGACGGCCACAUUGAUGUCAGCGCUGGCGGCCAUCUUGGCUCUGGCCGCCAUCUUGGUUCCGGCGGCCAUUUUGGCGUCGUCGGUCGCGGCGCUCGGGGGGACGGCGGCCAGGUCGGUGGAGGCGCCGGCGCCCGCGGCCAUCUUGGUGCCAGCAGCCAUCUUGGUGGCAGUGGUGGCAGUGGUGGCCCCGGUGGCCAUCUUGGCGCCCGUGGCCAUCUUGGUGGUGGCGCUCGUGGCCAUCUUGGUACCGGUGGCCAUCUUGAUGGCAGUGGCGGCGGCCAUCUUGGCGGUGGUGGCAGCGGCCCGGCGACACCCUCGCACUCCAUGUUGCCCCCACUGUACGAGAGCAUCUCGUGAGAAACAGCGACGCUCUCCACAUCUCCUGCAUCGUCUCCCGCAUCGUCUCCCGCAUCAUCAUCAUCUACCGGCAACAGGCGCAACGACCCAGGGCAACCAGGUGGAGCAGAGGCGAGCGACUCCCUCCACCGCACAAGCAAGGAGGCCACGGGUUCGACUCCGUUAUGUGGUCGGCGCGAGGGAUCGCGCGGGAUGGAAUGGCGUUAAAGCUCAACUCAGUAUCAUCAUCAUCAUCAUCGUUAUUAUUACCACUGUUCUGAUCAUUGUUAUUUGAGAACUGUAUUUUUCCCGACAUGGAAAAGACGUCGAGGAAAUUGCCUCAAACUAAAUGUCGUUAACAAGCAGCAAAGAGAAGUAGGAGGAGGACUGUAAUGGAGCCAAAAUGAAGACUACAAAGUCUCUCGUUUCUUGUGGACCAGAACACACCGCUGAGUUCCUCCAUUCGUGCAACAUUCGCAGAGCCUUAAAUGAUCUGUCGUGUGCGCAGACGCACGCACGCGCGCGCGGAUACAUGAACAAACACGAACAUACAGCCUGUGUAGGCUGUCGGGGCAAUUACAGACACACGGAGACACACAUAGGUACACGCAUGCAUGGACACGUAAUGGUGGUGAUGUCGCCGCAGUGCUUGGUGCUUUGGCUGUCCAGUGUGGGCAGCAUGACCGAACCAACGCAGCCUCGCUCGCCAGAGGAGCUCACUGAUGGAACUGUCCAGAUCUUUCAAGGAUCUGUGAGCUCACACAAUCCCGCAUGGUUGAACCCAGGAUGGAUCAUAGGCAGGCCAGUCGGCACAUUUAAAGCAUGCUCCAGGUUCAGCGGCAGAGUCUCCAAUGCCUUCUCAAUUACCAGAUCAUCAGCAUACAUUGGUUGAUCAUUAGAGAGCCAUCCCGUGACCGCUCCAGGGCAUUGAUCAGCCUCCCAUUGUGUUCGUACCAGAUGGACAUUUCUUUGUUACAGCUAUGGAAUGGUUCUAAACCUACAUGGUAAAAAAAUACGUUAAAUAAUGUAAGGGAGAGAGGGCAUUUCUGUCGUACCCCAUGGUGAACAGGAUAUGGCCCUGAUUCUUGGCCAAGCACCUUUAUCAACAUGAAGAUACUUAUGAUUGUGAGCAGAGGGUCAUGGACCCCGAAAGUACGAAAAAUAAUCCAGAGCCCUGGCCUCAUGAUGGUAUCAUUGGCCUUGACCAGGUCAAUAAAACAGAGAUGUAGGUCCUGUUGAAUUUCGCUACACAUCUGCCUGUAGCAGAUGGACAUGAGACAGACCCAGGUGUUACGGGUUGACUGAGAUGACUGGCAGGUAGACCACCAGUGCCCCCGAUUGUGCCAACUGUGUGCUGGCAACAGACAUAUCUACGAACACGUACACCUACCUUACGUGAACUCGCACAUACUGUAUCACAACACAGACUAAUGUCACUUACGUAAUACGGAAACGCACGACUUCAUGUGCUUAUACACGUGCACGCGCACACAUAGACAAACACAGAACACAACACAGAGACGCACAUGGAGACACGUGUUCAGUACUUUGCUGUAUGUAUUUCGUUUUGAGUAGUGUACUGUGUUUGUGAUCCCGGUGUAAACGUAACGGCCAUGACGAGAUACACCCAAGGCCUUUUGUUACUUGAAUUGAAAGUAACGCCGCAUUGAAUCAAUUCCAUCACUUUUCUAAAAAAAAAUGCACCCAAAUAUAAUUAUGCGCGCGCAA